AUGUGUACUAAAAAUUUUAGUCACCAAAACUUCCGAUCCACUCCUUACAUCGUAUCACAGUCACCACAAACACCUUCUCUUUCUCAAGCAACCUUAAACCCUUACUCAGACAUCCUAAAAACAUACCCCACAUCUCCCACAGUACUUGCAUUUUCAGUGAUACAUAUACUGAACAUCAUCAAACUACUUGCCAUCCUCCAAAAAUGUCCGGACGUUAAUGCUAGAGAAGCAAUUAUAAACACAGUCAUGUCAAUUCUUAACAUCAUCCCUGAAAACCACUAUGUCUAA
This is a messenger RNA of Macrosiphum euphorbiae (potato aphid), 288 nucleotides long. The record is from the annotation of a GenBank genome assembly. NCBI's taxonomy places the organism in Eukaryota, Metazoa, Arthropoda, Insecta, Hemiptera, Aphididae.